CCCUUUCUCAAAUCUCAUCUUCUUCGUCCCUUACUAUCUAUUAUAACAACAAUUAUAAUUUAGAGUUAUCUUUUUUUUGUUCUUACCAAGAGAAAAGUUAUGGGUUUUCCGGUGGGAUAUACGGAUUUAUUCCUACCCAAAUUGUUUGUCCACUUGCUAACCGUUCUCGGUUUCAUUAGAAAGUUCAUUUGCACGAUUUUCACUGUUUUUGGUUUAGGUGAUUUCCUCGAACCCGAAGUGUCGUUUCCGACCCGACCCGAAUCACACUCGGAGCUCCAUUCAGUGUCGGCGGCGUUGAUCCAGGAGUUACUUCCGGUGGUGAAGUUCUCUGAGCUGGUUGACCCGCCGGAGAGCUGUGCAGUUUGUUUGUACGAGUUUGACGGAGAAGAUGAGAUCCGACGGUUGACGAAUUGCCGGCAUAUUUUUCACCGGAGUUGUUUGGACCGUUGGAUGGAUCAUGAUCAGAAAACUUGUCCACUUUGCCGGACGCCAUUUAUUCCGGACGAUAUGCAAGAGAGUUUUAAUGAGAGAUUAUGGUUGGCUUCCGGCAUUUCUGAUAUUUACGGCGAGUAUUCUCCGGUCGCCGCCGGUUUGUAGCACUUUUUUUUUACUUUUUUG
Messenger RNA from Solanum stenotomum, 618 nucleotides. Its product is annotated as brassinosteroid-responsive RING protein 1-like. The coding region runs from base 100 to 597 and encodes 165 amino acids. The transcript has a single exon. Gene Ontology annotation, molecular function: ubiquitin protein ligase activity; zinc ion binding. Gene Ontology annotation, biological process: protein ubiquitination. The record is from RefSeq and is a predicted model, not a curated record. NCBI's taxonomy places the organism in Eukaryota, Viridiplantae, Streptophyta, Magnoliopsida, Solanales, Solanaceae.